GUGCCACCGUGUCCAGAGUCCUCCUCGGUACCUGAGCCUUAGUCUGAGGCUUGUUUACAGCGGCGGUGCCAGGCCUGUGAGGUCGGCAGGAUAACAACGUGCUCAGUUUUAUUGCCCCGGUUUUUCUUUCGUUACAAGGGUCAUUAUAUGAAAGCAACAAUCUGGAUCGAGGCGGCAGCAGCAGGAAGAAGAAGAUAGAGGAAUUCUCUCGGUCUUCUCGGGAGAAAAUCGUCCAGUCCAAGAACAAGAUGUUCUCCAAAUUUACCUCUAUUCUGCAGCAUGCUGUGGAAGCGCUGGCCCCGUCGCUGCCUUUGCAGGAGGACUUUGUCUAUCACUGGAAGGCCAUUACACAUUAUUACAUCGAGACUUCUGAUGACAAAGCUCCGGUCACAGACACAAACAUCCCGUCUCACCUGGAACAGAUGCUGGACAUCCUGACCCAGGAGGAGGCGGAGCGGGAGUCUGGAGAGACCGGACCCUGUAUGGAGUAUCUCCUGCACCACAAGAUCCUGGAGACGCUCUACACACUGGGAAAAGCAGAUUGUCCUCCAGGGAUGAAGCAGCAGGUGCUAACGUUUUACACAAAGCUGCUUGCACACAUUCGUCAGCCUCUCCUGCCCCACAUCAAUGUCCACCGACCUGUACAGAAACUGAUCCGGCUGUGUGGGGAGGUGCUGGCUGCUCCAACGGAAAACGAGGAGAUCCAGUUUCUUUGUAUCGUCUGUGCCAAACUGAAGCAAGACCCGUACCUCGUCAACUUCUUCCUCGAGAGCAAGUCAAAGCGACCUGAAACAAAGAGUCCGGUGAAGGAGAACGUUUUGGCUCCAGACACGGGUCAGUCUCCGUCAGAGGAACAACCUGAGGGGUCGCCGGCUGUAGCUGCUGCCUCCACCUCCAGUCCAACCAACAAUAACAACAACAACAACUACAACCUCGUCUCCUCCCUGCUCAACCUCACAAAGAGCCCCGAUGGGAGGAUAGUAGUGAAGGCGUGCGAAGGUCUGAUGCUGCUGGUCAGUUUACCGGAGCCUGCAGCCGCCAAGUGUUUGACAGAAAAUACGGAGCUCUGUGACCUUCUGACCAACAGGCUGGUCUCCUUUUAUAAAGCUCUGCCACAGUCUAUGGACCCUCUGGACAUCGAGACCGUGGAGUCCGUCAACUGGGGUCUGGACGUGUACAACCUUAAAGAGGACGCUGCUGUCUUCACGGGGAAGCGAGCCCUCAUCUCCUUCCUGUCCUGGCUCGAUUACUGCGACCAGCUCAUCAAAGAGGCUCAGAAGUCAGCAGCUGCUGUGAUGGCGAAGGCAGUGAGGGAGCGAUUCUUUGUGUCUGUGAUGGAACCGCAGCUAAUGCAGACGUCUGAGGUAGGCAUCCUGACCUCGACUGCGCUGCUGAACAGGAUCAUCAGGCAGGUGACGUCGGAAGCUCUCCUGCAGGAGAUGGUUUACUUCCUGCUGGGAGAGGAGAGGGAGCCGGAGGCGGCGGCCACCAUCGCUCAGAAUCCGCUCAGACACAGACUCAUCGAGCACUGUGACCACCUGUCAGAUGAGAUCAGCAUCAUGACUCUGCGGCUGUUCGAGCAGCUCAUCCAGAAACCCAACCAGCACAUCCUCCACAGCCUGGUGCUGCGCAGCCUGGAAGAGAGGAACUACCUGGAGAACAAACCUCAGGAGGAGCGGGAGCCUCUGGAGAACGGGCAGCCUCAUGAUGCAGUAGACCUGGAGGAGGAUCCGCUGUUCGGUGAUGACGUCUCUCCUGACAGCAGGAUGUCCGGUUCUGAUUGGCUCAGCUCGUCUCCUCCUCUGAGCCCUGAACACUCAAAGUCAGACGGUAAAACGGAGGUCCAUAAGAUCGUCAACAGUUUCCUGUGUUUGGUUCCUGAUGAGGCAAAGUCUUCGUAUCAGGUGGAAGGGACGGGAUACGACACCUACCUCAGAGAUGCGCACAGACAGUUCAGGGAUUACUGUGGCAUCUGUCAGCGGUGGGACUGGAGGGGGAAUCCAAAACCAUUUGAAAAGUGUAACCUGGACACCCCGUUCUUCGAGGGACAUUUCCUUAAGGUUCUCUUUGACAGGAUGGGUCGUAUCCUGGAUCAGCCCUACGAUGUGAACCUGCAGGUGACGGCCGUGCUCUCCAAACUCUCCUUGUUGCCACACCCACACCUUCACGAGUACCUGCUGGACCCCUACAUCAACCUCGCCCCCGGCUGCAGAUCUCUGUUCUCCGUCAUUGUCAGGGUGGUGGGGGAUCUCAUGUUGAGGAUUCAGCGUAUCCCAGACUUCACACCCAAACUGCUGCUGGUGAGGAAGAGAUUACUGGGACUGGAGCCAGAGGGCAUCACCAUCGACCACAUGACUCUCCUGGAGGGCGUGAUCGUGCUGGAGGAGUUCUGCAAAGAGCUGGCAGCCAUCGCCUUCGUCAAAUACCACGCAGCUGCCUCGUCCUCGCCGUGAUCCACUUCCUGCUGUUCGUCCAUCUGCCUCGCUCUGCAGACAGGUCAGGAUGUGACUUUGAGGGUGUGGUGGCACCGGUGGUACAGGGUCGGAACAAACUUUACCACUAACUGCUCGUCCCGACUGUUAGAGCCCACGGUUUCUUGGCUCCGCCUCCUUUAAACCUCCUGGGCUGCACCAUAAAAAGUCUUUGGUCUGUUUUUGAGCGAUCGGAGCGUAGACACUGCCCGGCUCCAGGAGGAGGAGGAGGAGGAUGGAGGAGAGCAUCGCUCACGGGACUCUACUUCCUGCCGCUGCGUUUCUCUCCCUCUCCUCCUCUCUAGCCAAAAGACGCCAUCCUGUAAUUACUCUGUCACGGACAAAAUCUUUGUGUAUUUAUUUCCUGUCCCGUUGUGGCCCAUUUGUAAAAGUCAUUGCCUUAGUGUGGAUUCACACCUUUCAGUUACAGAUUGUUUCCUUUUGAAACAUUUUAAUCGUAAAUCGUCGCGUGUUGUCUGUUUGAAGACAAGAGGCCACAGAAACGUCCACUCACUCUUAACCUUAUAUCACACCUGUAGUUACAUACAUGUUGAAAUACUGCAGUAUUUAAGAUACUGUGCUCAUAUUUUAGAUGCCAAGUCCUCUUAUUUAUUUGCUUUCAGGUUGCCUUUUUAACUAAUAAUGUCAAUAAGAUGAAAAAAUGAUUAAGGCCAUGUUUACACGACAACGAUCCACUGAAAAUUGAACCGGUUUUUAACAAAGUUCUGCUCUCAGUCAACAGUUUCAGUAACAGCUGCCAUGCAUUCAAACAGGAUCAUGCUCGUUCUCCUCCUUCCACAGAGCAGAAGUGAGGUAGACACAUAGAAAAAUGGUUAAAACACUAUUAUUUGUGCAGACGGCACAGCAGUGAGCAGCACAAACUCAGGAGGCCGCCAUUGUUGUAGUCCAGAUACUAAUUAAUAUCAACAGGAAGUGUAAUAAAUGUGCAAAAAUUCUCUGUUUUCAGAGGAACUGCUCGUGGCAAGUUUAUACAAUGAUGGAGACAGCAGUGUUCAGAUCGUUCCUGUUUUCAGGCACAAAAACCGCCAUUGUCGUGUUAAAGAGCAGCCAACAUAAAACGUUUCACCGUUUCCAGCUGAAGUUGUGUAAACGUGGCCUGAAACAGUCUAAAAGGACUGAAUAACGGAUGUUUGUCUCUUUUAUUUGUGUUUUCCUGUUUGUCUCUAAGUGCUUCAUCUUUAAUCACCCAAAGAUUUCAGCAUCCAUCAAAUCCUGUCGAGGGAAUUUUGCGAAUGAUGUGAAUUUUGCACACAGAUAUCGUUGCUUUUGCGCUUGUUACAUUAUUCAUACAUGCUGUUUUUUUUUUUUUGUUGUUGUUGUUUUUGGUUUCAUGGGAAUCUCUAUGUUGUGGGAAAAGACUUUUUAUUUCUUAACUCAUCAUCGCCUCUGAAAUAUUCUGCAGAUCCAGUGUUGUAUUCCUCACACCAGUGUUUAUUUUAUCCAAAAGAUUGUCUGACUGGUUUUACAUUUGUUUUCUAGAUUGUUCGCAAGAGUUGAUGUAAAAGAUGGGAGUGUGCAGAGAGUCAAGUGUCUGGUUUUAUCGACAAAUGUUAAAAACAACUACAUUUAUCUGUUAAAUUUAAGCCAUUAACAGUUUAGCAUAUUUUCACACUGACCAUUUUCUGCUGAUCACAUUCUGCAGGUGGAGAGCUCAGAUUUUAUUCUGAUGCUUUGCUGCAUGUAUUGCAAUGCAAGUCUGACCAAAAGUGAGGCUUGGUAGUGAAAAUGAGGGUGUUUUAAGUUAAAAUGUCCUCUUUGAAAACUUUUUCCAAACAUCAGAUAACAGGAUUAAUGGUCAACUGGGGCUGCACAGAAACUACAGUUUUAUUGAGUCAUAAGCUUAAUAAACACAGUAAAAGUCUGAAGUUUUCUCUAAGCAUUUUGCACACACUCACAGUUUUCAUUGUCAGAAGAAAUUUCUGGGAAAAACUCAACAUUUUGGGGAUUAUAGAAUGGUAAAAUAAAAAGAACGCAAAUUCAGAAUUUUCUAGUUUAAAAUUCCAAAGUUUGACUUUACAGCUUAAUAAAUUUUAAAUGUAAAAAGUCAAAUUCUCAGAAACCAAACUGAAAACAGCCUGUGUGUGCAGUGUUGUCUCUUCUGAGUCCAGAUAAAAGUAUAGAAUGUGAUGAUUCUGGACUAACAUCACAAGGAUUUCCUUAUUGAUCAGUCCAGAGUAUGAUCUGAUCAGGUUCUCACCUGCAAGACUCGUGGAAGGAAAAUGGCUCCAACUGGUACGAUUUUCUCUGACACGAUCGACUAUUUUUCAACUUUAUAAUCUCAGAUUCUUAGCUUUCCUCCCUGUAAAUGUACAAGUUUUUAACUUAACUAGUUAUUUUUCUCUAAAAUUAACAAAUCCUCUUUAUUAUUCAUCUAUUUUUUAGAGUGGCCCUCAUCUACCGUCAUUCAGAAUAAUGACGGUAUAUUCAUGUUUUCCUCAGAUCGCCAUGGUUUCAUUUCUGGUCAGAAGAAAAUGGUCACUGUGUAAAUAUGGUGGAUGACUUUAUUGAACUUAAAAAACAUUAAGUUUGUUUUUGUCUGCAGUCUGGAAACAAGCAAACGUGUGAUUUUGUGUGAUUUUUAUUUGUCAGAUUAUUUCAGUUUAAAAUAAUUGAAUCUGAAAAGUCCAGAAGAGGAUCAGGGCUGGGAGGGAAGGAAGAAACAACGCACUUUAAGAACAAAGGAGGAGAAAAAUAAUCUAAAUUUUCUGAAAGUCAAAUCUUUAACAAAUGGUGAAACUUUAACAGCCAGGCCAUGUUUAUAGUUUAGUUUAUUCGUUUAUCAAGGGGACAGUGUGCAAUGAUAUUGAUCAUUCAUACAGAGUAAAUGAAAACAAUGAUUAGCGAGUCACUAAUUUCCAUCUGUUGUCCCACAUAAAACUGACACAAAACAAACGUAAAAGUCCAAAAAACAAGGGCAGACACCUGACAGGACCACAGCUGACAAGACAAAGUACAAAAAAAAAUAAACUAUUGAUCAUUAUAGAGGAUGAUAAACCCUAACCCUACUAUGUACUAAUUGUAUACGGUUAAGAAAGUAGUCUAAAAUUUUCACACAUGUAUUUUAAGGCUAAGGCCUAAUACACUAGAUAAAAAAAAACCAUUAAUAGACCCUGUUCUAUGAGAUAUAUAAAGUGUAGAGCAUUGUAAUAAAAUGACCAUUGUUAUGAAAGAGAAAGAACCUUCUUAAAUAUCGUUUCAUCAGUAGAAGAUUCUCUGUUAGUCUAAUAAGGUUUGUCUUUAGUGCUCAGAGUUAUUUUUCCCUUCACCCCUGGCUCUAAUCCUCCUCCAGGCUUUCCAGAUUCACUCAUUUUAAAUUUAAAAAGAACAAUUUCUUUCUAAAAAACUAACAUUGGUUCAAAACCCUGAAGGCCAGAGAUGAACUUGCUGUUAACUACGUGUAAAUGGAUGCAUCAUGGCCGCCGUGCGUCUGGUGGCGGGCUCGCCCUCAGAAACAGGAGAGUUCAGUGUGGACCAUCAGCAGAGACAGCAAUGACUGAAAGCUUUAGAGACAAACGUCUUUGUGACGUGUCGGUGUCUCUGCACAGAGAUGGACAAACAAGCUGGGAGGAGACUGUUUUAGACUUCAGUGAGUUAACCUGCAAAAAUAAAUGAGAUUGGUGUUACAGUUCAGAAAGAGACCAUGUUAACUGGUGACCUCCAAUGAGUGCAGUCGUGACUUUUCUCUCUUAUUUAAGUAUUUACUAAACACAUAUCUGAUGAGGAUAUUUGGACAUUAUCAUGAAAAAUGAAAUUUAGAGGCAUUCAUGACAAUAUCUGAGAGUGCAGUCACUAGUUAGCAUGGUCACUAAUUAACCCCUUAAAGCCUGUUGUAUCAUAUUUGAUACAUACUUUUAUGAUACCUCUAUCUAAUCAAUAUGAUCAUAAAUGACAAAAAAAACCCUUCUGAAUACAAUCUGAAAAAUGAUAA
Cheilinus undulatus (humphead wrasse) is the source of this 6420-nucleotide messenger RNA. It is a transcript of the gene fhip2a, whose product is annotated as FHF complex subunit HOOK interacting protein 2. Lineage: Eukaryota; Metazoa; Chordata; Actinopteri; Labriformes; Labridae. Bases 249 to 2453 code for a protein of 734 amino acids. The record is from RefSeq and is a predicted model, not a curated record. The transcript has 17 exons.